AUGUAUUCUAAAUUUUCAUUAAACAAUUUAAACAAUUCUAAUUCUAUUCCUAUUAAAAAAAGAAAAUUAAAUUCUAUCACUAUUGAUAUUCAAGAUCAUUCAACAAAUUUUAUUUACAAUAACCAAUAUAAUUUAACUGAAAAAAUUAAUAA
This is a messenger RNA of Racocetra fulgida, 152 nucleotides long. The record is from the annotation of a GenBank genome assembly. Lineage: Eukaryota; Fungi; Glomeromycota; Glomeromycetes; Diversisporales; Gigasporaceae.